Molecule: messenger RNA, 2530 nt
Organism: Salarias fasciatus (jewelled blenny)
Lineage: Eukaryota; Metazoa; Chordata; Actinopteri; Blenniiformes; Blenniidae
Product: para-nitrobenzyl esterase
Exons: 10
Coding region: 109-1896 (595 amino acids)
Source: RefSeq, a predicted model, not a curated record
CAUAAACAAAGUUUGGGACACUGGGAGGCGCGUCCACUUUCUCCUGCGUGUUGACUUUAUUUAUUCCUGCUCGGUUCGGUUUGGGAUUUAUAACGGGAACGAGUGAAGAUGAACGAGGACGCCUAUGAGGUCCCAGAGAGGACGGAGUACCGCUACCUGGUUCAGGAGGAGGGCGAGGAGGAGGUCCAGUACGUCCGUCACAGGCAGUACAUCAGCCCCCUCAUGGUGCUGUCCCGGCGCUGCAUCUUCCUCAUCUGCCUGGCCGUGGUCGCCCUGCUCGCUCUGGCCACCUACUUGGGCUACGUGGCCCAGACGCUGCCGCCUGAAUUCGCCCAGGUGUCGACUGACUGUGGCGACUUCAGAGGGAGACACAAAAAUGGAGCGUACUCCUUUAAAGGCAUCCCCUAUGCGGCACCUCCAGUGGGCGCCCUGCGCUGGGCCCCGCCGGCCCCCCCGGCGUGCAGCGGCGAGGUCAGAGACGCGGGGCGUUUCCGCAGCAUGUGCGCUCAGGUGCGGCCGCUGUCCAGCACGGGGCGGCUGAUGGGCCAAGAGGACUGCCUCUUCAUCAACGUGUGGACGCCCACGCUGCAGCCCGGCGCCCGGCUGCCCGUCGUGGUGUGGAUCCACGGGGGCUACCUGCACAUGCUCAGCGGAAACACGCCGGGCUACUCGCCCACCGAGGAGCUGGCCGCCGACACGGGAGUGGUCUACGUGAGCUUCAACUACAGACUCAACGCCUUUGGCUUCCUGGCUCUGGAGGUGCUGAGGGAAGGGUCUCCAAGGAACACGUCGGGGAAUUAUGGCUUCCUGGACCAGAUCGCUGCUCUGCAGUGGGUGCAGAAGAACAUUCAAGCGUUCGGAGGAGAUCCUGAGAAAGUCACCAUAGUUGGACACAGCUCUGGUGGGACGUCUGUGUGGACUCUGAUGACCUCGCCGCUGGCCAAAGGUCUUUUCCAUGCGGCGGUGGACAUGAGCGGCUCGUCCGUCCAGAAAGGAACGCUGGAGGAAGUCGAGAAAAUCAACAAAGUGUUUCUGACCAAGACGGGCUGCAAAGACGCCGCCUGCCUCCGACGGCUGUCUGUCCAAAAGGUCCUGCAGGCCAUCCCGUGGAAAGAGUACCCCUACUGGGGGACGGAUGAUUUACUAGAUCUUCCCACUAAAGGGCUCUUCGUCGGCCCGGUGGUGGCGGUGGACGGCUACCUCCUGGAAGCGCCGCCCUUUGAGGUGUGGGAGAAGAAGCUGAGUCACAGCGACGUGCCGUUCCUCAUCGGGUCGACUCAGCAGGAGACGGACUUCAGUCCUCCAGCUGAAAACAUCUCUUCAUGGACCUGGGACGACUACCGCUGGUUUGUAACAGAGAAACUUUCAACCUUCAAUGAGACGCUGCCCGCUGAAGCACUGCGCUUGUACCCGACCUCGGAUCCUUGCCCCACCAAAGACCGCUGCCCCGAGAGGGCAUACACCACUAUGACCUCUGACCUCAGGGUCAGCUGUCCACUCAGCGACGUGGCCCAAAGGGCAGCAGCGGCUCUCAGUAGUCCAGUCUAUCGCUACGUCGUGACGCACACGCCAUCAGGACCCGUCAAUGCCACCAGCGACUUGCUGACGUUUCCCAGUCGCUUCUCCUUCCACUGCCUGGAUGCUGUGACGUUCUUCGGGGGUCUGCAGCCUCUUCUGGGUAAAACUUUGUCCACCGAGGAUCAGAGUUUCUGGGAUCUCUACAAACGGAACCUCCUCAGCUUCGUGAAAACAGGUAAAAUGGAUGCCGCGUGGCGGGAAUUCCCAGAAGCCACUGCUCUCCUGUCACACAACUUGACAGUGGUCCAGAGCUACUCACCUGCUCGAUGCGAUCUGUGGAAGAAGAAUGGCCUGUCUGAGUACGGGUGGAUGAACUGAUCUGGCAGCUUGAAUAGGUAAAGGUCAGGAAGCAACAAACGACAUUGGAAUGAAAGGAAAGUUCUGGUGUUUGUAAUUUAGAAGGGAAGUAUGUGGCUGCAUGUGAAAAUGGGAUCAUGCUGACCAGAGUGAUUGGUAUGGGAACUGUAUUUAAAAGCCUUAAUUUGAGUUGUGUGAAGAUUUUUUUAAGGGAUUACUUUACUUGCUUCAGGGGAUGUUUGAUAUGUGAUCAGAAAACACACGAGCUGAAUGUGUUUAACCUGUGGAGCUGAUGUGUCACAUGAUGUUUCCUUGUCCAGAUCUGCUGUUUGCACUGACUCAACCUUUGACUUUUCCCUGCCAAAUAUUUGCACUUUUCUGUGAACAUAAGCUCUCACUCCUGUAUUUGAAGUCAUAGUUGCUGAGUUAAGCCAAACUGGCCUCCUGCAUAACCGUAAGCUAUCGGACUUAUUCCACUGUUUGAAAAGCAGCUCUGCCAAUAAAAUCACCAAGUGUUUAUUUACACACGUCUUCAUGUUGAACCAAUUCCAGUUUUUCAUAUUUUGUUGGCUUUGCAAUAUAUUGUUGAUGAUUUUAACUCGGGUGUUGUGUUUUAUAUGUUGAACUUUAAAAGAGAAAUAAAUUUGCGUUUGAU